AUGACUGCACGCGCUCUCUCUGUGAUUGUAGCGGCGCUAGAGACAAAUGGAGGCAUCGGACUGCAGCAGAAGAUCCCGUGGCAUCUGCCGGCCGACAUGAAGCACUUUCGAGCGCUCACGACGUCGUGUGGUGACCCGUUGAAGCAGCAACACGCAGUGAUUAUGGGACGCAAGACGUGGGAGUCGCUGCCAGCGACUGUGCGGCCCCUUCCCAAGCGCUACAACGUGAUACUGACGCAUGACCUGAACUACAGGACGAGAGAGAACAUUCCAGAUACUGUGGGCGUUGCUGCGAGUUUCAGCGAGGCGCUGGAGCUUGUGGAGCUGCAAGGAGAGAAGGUGGAUCAGGUGUUUGUUAUUGGCGGAAGCGCCGUGUACGCUGAAGCCCUGUCUCAUAGUGAGUGCAAGAAGGUGUUUCUUACACGAGUCAAGGGAGAAUUCAAGUGUGACGCGUUCUUUCCAUUGGAGCUACUCAAGCAGAAGUUUACAAUGACUAACGAGUCGGAGAUCAAGAAGGAGAACGAUGUGGAGUUUCAGUUCGUUGAGUGGGCACGAAGCGAUACCGAAGAAGGAAUUGAGGCUGUUGAGACACUGGAAAUGGUGGACAACACGACAUCACACGAAGAGAUGCAGUACCUGGAUCUGAUCCGCAAGAUUUUGAGUCAAGGUGUAAAGCGGAUCGACCGGACCGGCACGGGGACGUUGUCAGUGUUUGGAGGGCAGAUGCGAUUUAGUUUGAGGAACAAUGCGUUUCCGUUGCUAACGACGAAGCGCGUGUUCUGGCGAGGUGUGGCUGAGGAGCUGUUGUGGUUCAUCAAGGGUGACACGAGUGCACGCACGCUACAGCAAAAAGGUGUCCGUAUCUGGGACGGCAAUGGAUCGCGUGAGUACCUGGACAGUAGAGGCUUACAGUCACGGGAGGUAGGAGACCUUGGACCAGUAUAUGGUUUCCAGUGGCGUCAUUUUGGUGCAAAGUACACCGACAUGCAUGCCGACUAUACAGGCCAAGGUGUGGACCAGCUCGCCGAGGUGAUACACAAACUCCGGACAAACCCUUCUGAUCGCCGUAUCGUGCUGUCAGCCUGGAAUCCAGCUGACCUUGAUGACAUGGCACUGCCGCCGUGCCACAUGUUCUGUCAGUUUUAUGUCGCUGACGGUGAGCUGUCGUGCCAGAUGUACCAGCGCUCAGCUGACAUGGGGCUCGGCGUUCCAUUCAAUAUCGCCAGCUAUGCGCUGCUAACGCGUCUGGUGGCACAGGUGGCAGGUUUGAAACCCGGCGAGUUUAUUCAUGUCAUUGGUGACGCGCAUGUGUAUCUGAACCACGUGGAACCGCUUCAGAAACAGAUUCUGCGUGUGCCGCGCCCGUUCCCGACACUUUACAUAAACCCUGAGAAGACUACGAGCAUCGACGACUUCACUUACGAUGAUUUGGAGGUGCGCAAUUAUCAUCCGUAUGGAGCGAUCAAGAUGGAGAUGUCCGUGUAG
Molecule: messenger RNA, 1485 nt
Organism: Peronospora matthiolae
Lineage: Eukaryota; Oomycota; Peronosporomycetes; Peronosporales; Peronosporaceae
Source: the annotation of a GenBank genome assembly